AUGCCAGGUAGCAACAUUGAUGAGGACGAAAGUCGAAAGCGCUAUGGCCAGCCGUUCACAUCCAAGCACCCAGUACCGACGGUGAAGAAAUACAAAGAGGAGCAACAGCAUAGGCAGGAGGCCUCGACCGUCGAACGAGAUGAGGAGGCCACGGGGGACAAAGUGCGAAGAGCAUACGACACCGCCAAAGGCAUCCUAACAGGCGACGACGGCAAAGGCGAUGAAGACCCAUACCCAAGUGCGAACAGAAAUCUUCCAUCAUCGUCUCACAACGACGAGAGGAAGCAGAACGGCCAUCAGUAUGGCCGACCGCAGCCCCAUGAACCAGAUCAGGCCAACGAAGACCCUUCGAAGGCCAAGGAGAAGAAACAGGGCAAGCAGAAGGACAAGCAGUCGGCUACAGAGAAUGCUGCGAGCGAGACUGACCCUCGGAAGAAGAGGAAAGCCAUGAAAAAGAACAAACGAACAGACGGCGGGAGAGAGGUCACAGACCCUGUUACGCAUCUACCCGUCAUCAUCUACGAUUCUACGCCCAAGGAUCUGAAGCGGACCAAGGAAAACUACCCUGCAUUUGGCUCGACGCCAAGGACGGCGACGGGGUUAAGUGCGGCCAGCAAAGAUCAAGAUCAGCUUGACGAUGAGGAAGACGAAACACAACGCGUUCAUGAUGGCACUCAGAAGCUUUUCCCACCUCCGUCGUUCGAAGAUGUAAAGCGUGAGCUUACUAGUGUUCAUCGCCUAGGGUUUACUGUUGGGCUAGGGCUGGUCGCCGCAAGCGCUGUAAUAGCUGUCGCUGCAGGCCAUCUGGUCGGAAAUUCUGAAUCAUACUGGCGGUCACCGCUCCUCAUUGCGUCAUUGCUCACAGCUGCUGGCAGCUUUGCGGCUGUCCAGUUUGUGCAGAAUUGGAUCGGCAAGAAAGUUGAAGAUUUGUGGGAGGAUGAAGUAUGGGAUUCCGCAAGGGAUCGUGAGCAGCAGUCGCAUGAGGAAGAGGCCAUCAUUCCAGAGUCCGUGGCUUGGAUGAACAGCCUCCUCACGUCUGUCUGGCCGCUGAUCAAUCCUGAUCUGUUCACAUCACUCGCUGAUAUGCUGGAGGACGUCAUGCAGCAAUCGCUUCCCUCCCUCGUUAGGAUGGUGAGUGUCGAUGAUCUUGGUCAGGGAAGUGAAUCGAUUCGCAUACUCGGCAUUCGUUGGUUGCCAACAGGUGCAGCAAGCCAGUCCGUUGACUCGGACGGCAAGCUCACUUCACCGGAUUCGAGUAAAGGCAAUGAUCGGGACGUUCCGGGCGAGAACGAACAGGAGAAGAACAAGGAUGACGAUGGCGACCAGGAUCUGCAGGAAGGUCUUGAAGCAGAGCAGGGCGAUUUUGUCAACAUGGAGCUUGCGUUUGCAUACCGCGCUCGAUCUUCCGGAAAGUCGCUGAAGGCCAAAGCCAAAAACGCCCAUCUCUAUCUCAAGUUCUACCUGCCUGGUGGCAUAGCCGUACCUGUCUGGGUCGAAACAAAAGGCGCAAUUGGCAAAAUGCGACUUCGACUACAGUUGACUCCAGAUCCACCAUUCUUCAGUCUUUGUACGCUGACCUUCCUGGGACAACCGAAAGUCGAUGUCAGCUGUAUACCAAUAUCCAAGCACGCUCUGAACAUCAUGGACGUGCCAUUGAUCUCCGGCUUCGUACAGUCCAGUAUUGAUGCGGCUUUGUCAGAAUACGUGGCACCAAAGUCCCUGACUCUGGAUCUGAAGGACAUGCUUAUUGGGGAUGACUUCAAGAAGGACACCAUCAGCAAGGGCGUCAUGAUCAUCCAGAUCAAACGCGCACGAGGCUACAAAGAAGGCGAUGCCGGCAUUGGGCCUAUGUCAGGAUCAAGUGACACCUACGCGACAGUGUCAUGGGGCAAGUUCGGCAAGCCGGCAGCUUCUACUCGCGUCAUCAUCGAUGACCAGAAACCGGAUUGGGACGAGUAUGCAAAUAUUUUGGUCUCGCCAGAAGAGAUCAAUGCCGGCGAGAAGCUGCGCAUUCAGCUCUGGGACUCGGAUAAGUAUACAGCAGACGAUGACCUUGGCAGAGUCGAAGUCGAUCUGGAAGACCUCAUGCACAGUGAGGAAACCAGAAAUAAGAUGUGCGAUAGAGAAGACGGACUCAUGGGCGAAGACGCUACCGAGGAAAUGCCUGGCACCUUGACCUGGAGCGUCGGCUACUUCGCCAAGAAGAAGAUCACUCAGGACCAGCUCGAGCGCCAGAACGCCGAGGAAGAUCUCAAGACACCGGAAGAUGUCGAGCAUCGUGCCCGUGAAAGCGCCGAACGAAAGAUGCGCGAAGCAAAGUCCCAUGAGAAGGAAAUUAAGCAACAGCAGGCCCAAGACUUCAAGGAACUCCAGGAUGAGCUCCUGACCGGUUCGCCUCCGCCCAACGACUACCCAUCCGGCAUAUUCAGCAUUCAAAUCCACAACAUCACAGGCCUUGAAGUCCAACAACUGCAAAAAGGCGACGACAAAGACGGCGAUUCCGAAGACCAAGCCGAACAGGCAGCCGACCUUCCCUCCAGCUACGCCACCAUCAUCAUCAACCACCAAAAAGUCUACCGCACACGAACAAAGCCCAAAAACGCGAAACCCUUCUUCAACGCCGGAACUGAACGCUUCAUCCGCGACUGGCGCGACACCGAAGUUAUGGUCUCUGUCCGCGAUGACCGUGAGCGCGAGAACGACGCCCUGCUGGGUAUGGUCUAUCUCCCCCUCAGCAAAAUCUUCCGCGAACGCAGCCAAGUCAACGCCUCCUACCCGCUCGCCGGCGGCAUGGGCUACGGCCGCAUCCGCAUCAGCAUGGUCUGGCGCAGCGUCGAGCUCCAAUGGCCCAAGGAAAUGCGUGGCUGGAACUACGGCACCUUGGAGAUCAAAUCACCCAUCAAAGCCUCCGGGGGCGACGUCGACAAAUCCAAGCUCUACUUCAGCACCAGCAUCUCUCAGAGCAAAAUGUACCACCAGUCCGACAACAACCACUGGACGCCCAAAAAGGACCGCAAGUCGAUCUUCCUUGCCGUUAAGAAACGCUAUUCAUCACCCCUAAUAAUCCACAUCGGCAAAUCCCACCUGCCUAAAGGCGACCCACCACAGUUCGCCGUCCUGUGGCUGAAAGAGAUACCCGAUGACGAAGACAAGACCGUCAAGAUCCCAGUCUACAAAACCGAAAAAGGCGCCCUCAAACGCGCCACCACAUCUUGCAACUACGACGGCCAGUCCAUCGGUGAGCUCGAAGUGAACCUCAAAUUCUGGCAGGGCUUGUCGGGGUACCACAAGAAAUACGCCAACAAGGGCAACCAACAAGACCUCAAAAACGUGAUGGAAUGCCUCGACGUCGCUGCUGAGGAGCGCGACUCUUCCGACGAUUCAGACGGUGAAGGCAGCUCAUCCGACUCCUCGGUCGAUGGACUCUCCCAACAGGAUUCCCAAACCAAGGAAAAGCUCAAGCCACACACAAACCAAGACUCCUCCGCCGACGAAUCCGACUCCGACCCCAAAUCGAAAAUGAGCAAGCUAAACCCCGUCAACAGAAUCGAGAAACUCAUCGGCUCCAAUGACAGCCAGGACGGGAAGAGAGGGGUAGAAACACAGGGGGUUGAUGCAGUGGAAGGGAAUGAGGAGCUGGACUAUGCGGUUAGUAAGGCGAAGCAGGGGGUCAGUAAGGCUGGGGACGUUUUUGAUCAUGAUGAUGACAAGGCUGGUGGGGUUGAGACUGAGGCUUAG
Messenger RNA from Cyphellophora attinorum, 3738 nucleotides. RefSeq lists its product as uncharacterized. The transcript is spliced from 3 exons. The record is from RefSeq and is a predicted model, not a curated record. The coding region runs from base 1 to 3738 and encodes 1245 amino acids. Gene Ontology annotation, molecular function: lipid binding. Lineage: Eukaryota; Fungi; Ascomycota; Eurotiomycetes; Chaetothyriales; Cyphellophoraceae.